AAAUCUCUUUCUCAGUCUCUGUCCUCUGAGAUCAUUCUGGAGAACAGUAGACUCCCCGAAGGGGUUUCCAUCUCCUACAUCUCCCACUGCAAGAAUGGAGUGAGCGAAAAAGGAGAAAAUGGACGAAAGUGCUCCAACAUCUCCAUUGGGGAUCAGGUGACGUUUGAAGUAGCGAUCACGGCUAAAGGCUGUCCAUCUAAUGGCAAAUCAGAAACUAUAAAAAUCAAGCCACUGGGCUUCACCGAGGAGGUGGAGAUAGUCCUCAACUUCAUCUGCGAAUGUGAGUGUCAUAAAGGCGGAAUCGCGAACAGUCCAGUGUGUCACUUUGGUAACGGUACCCUGGAGUGUGGAGCAUGCAGGUGCAAUGAGGGACGUAUUGGCAGAGUUUGUGAAUGUAGUAAAGACGAGGUCAGAACAGAAGAUCUGGACGCGAACUGCCGCAUGGAUAACGGGACGGACAUCUGCAGCAACAAUGGGGACUGCGUUUGUGGAACAUGUGAGUGCAAAAAAAGAGACAACCCAGAGGAGAGAUACAGUGGAAAGUUCUGCGAGUGUGACAACUUCAACUGCGACCGCUCCAACAACAAGCUCUGCGGAGGUCAUGGUCGUUGUGAAUGCCGAAAGUGUACCUGUGACACUAACUACACAGGCAGUGCGUGCGACUGCUCUCUGGACACCUCCACCUGUCUGGCCAGUAACAAACAGAUCUGUAACGGUCGGGGCGCCUGCGAGUGCGGAGUGUGUAAAUGUACCGACACAAAGUUUCAGGGUCCAACUUGUGAAAUCUGCCCAACCUGCCCUGGAGUUUGUACUGAACACAAGGAUUGCGUCCAGUGCCGAGCAUUUGGUACUGGUGACAAGAAAGACACGUGUGUGGAACAAUGUGGCUACUUCUUUCUUGUAAUGAAGAAGAAGAAGGAGGAACUUCCUCAGCCCAACGACCAGCCCUUCAUCAAUCAUUGCAAAGAACGUGAUGCAAAUGACUGUUGGUUCUUCUUCACCUACGCUACCAAGAACGACAGCACCGUUGAGGUCCAUGUGGCGGAGGAACUUGAGUGUCCCUCUGGCCCUGACAUCAUCCCCAUCGUAGCGGGUGUGGUCGCAGGAAUCGUUCUGAUUGGUUUAGCACUUCUGCUCAUCUGGAAGCUGCUCAUGAUUAUUCAUGACCGCAGAGAGUUCGCCAAGUUCGAGAAAGAGAAGAUGAAUGCUAAGUGGGACGCGGUACGUUUCUCUAAUUUACAUUACAUUUCAUCUCAGGUAGGCCUAUCUGUUUUAAGUUAUUACACAGUUCAACUAGUUGUAACAGGGAUGUCUGACCUCAUUGUGUGGGGUGUGGCCUCUCUGGCACCAUGAGAGGUCAUUGCUGCC
This is a messenger RNA of Sinocyclocheilus grahami, 1368 nucleotides long. RefSeq names its product integrin beta-1-B-like. Lineage: Eukaryota; Metazoa; Chordata; Actinopteri; Cypriniformes; Cyprinidae. Gene Ontology annotation, biological process: cell-cell adhesion; cell adhesion mediated by integrin; cell migration. The record is from RefSeq and is a predicted model, not a curated record. The transcript is spliced from 6 exons. Gene Ontology annotation, cellular component: synapse; integrin complex; cell surface. The annotation marks the transcript as partial. Gene Ontology annotation, molecular function: collagen binding involved in cell-matrix adhesion; fibronectin binding; laminin binding.